UGAAAACCACUGACUGAGCCACAGUAAUUUUUCUUAUCCGCACCGAGAACAUCCGUAAUUGUCACGUCGCGUUGUCGUAGCGAAUGUAUUUCUCUUAGGAAACUAAGAGAAGUGUUCAACAGUGGCAUAUGUGGCUAAUUGUUUAGUGAAAACAACAUAACACCAUCGUCCGUGAUGUUUUAAUAUUUCUUUCCUUAGAUCAUCCGCUAUCUAAGUACUUGCAAUCGUAGGUUCCUGCUCGUAUGUUAAUAUCAUUAAAUGACAUCUAGUGCACUCGAAGCAAAAAUCAAUAAAAUUAGGCAACAAAAUGAAGAAAUUAGAAGAAGACAUCAAGAGGUGGAGGAAGAUAAAAAGAACGCAGCGAAACUCAAUGCUUUAGUUCAAAUGGUACCAUCAUCCGAUUGGCCAGAGAGGAAGGAACCACCUGAAUUUUCAAAUCCACCGAAAGCUAAGCAAAAGUCAGCCAAGGAAAAGCAUGAAUACACAAUGCAAGCUCACCCUUCUGAGGGAAAAAAAAUACAUUCAUUUGCUCAUGGAGAAGGUCCACCACCUGACCCUAAAUACAAUUUCCUGGCAGACUCAGAGCGAGAAGAACCUAGUUCAGAAUAUGCAAAGGAGUCUUCUGGAAAUAAGCUCCAUAAUAAAGUAAUGCGGGGAAACUUCAAAAAGAAAACAGGGGGAAGGGAAAAUCAUAUGCAAAAGGAUAAUAAAGUAUAUAAAGGAAAUUAUAGAGAUGAAUCUCAGCCAGGGUAUGACGCUUGGAGAGCAGAAAGAAACCGUAUCGAUGAAGACCGCAUUAGCAGGCAGAGGACUGCCGAAGGAAAUUGGCGGAGGGAGUGGGAUAAUGAUAAAAUGCAUAUUAUAGACGAUGUAGCAAAGAAAACGACGAGGUCUACAUUAGGCGAUUUUGCAAAGAAAGAUCAUAAAGAUUCUGACAGAAGAUAUCAUUCAAAUAAUAAUGAAUAUAUCGCUCACAGUAGAGGUGGAAUCCGUCCUCAUCGUGGUUCUUCAAAGAAUUUCUAUGGUAAUUACGACAAUCGGUCUCACAACGUGUAUGAUCAGCAUAGAAACAAUACAACAAUGCCAGUGAAGCCACCUUUGUCCCCAACAUCUGAAGAGAGGACUGUAAUUGCUACUGAUAACAGUAUCAAAGUCACAGUCAACCAGGGCAAUACACCAUCUAAGGGCCCAGUAAUGAGUGUCAAAGUGAAUUCACCAAGCAUAGCUGGAACAGGAAGAGUCGGUCCACGACAAAGAACUCGAGUGACUUACAGUCAUUCAGAUGCAGAAGUACCCAUCUCCGAAAGUGAGUCUUUCCAUCGUCAAAAAUCAUUUGAGGAUAAGUCGAAAGGAACUUACUUCAAUAAUCCAAAAUCUCCCAAUGUAAAGAGAUCGCACUCCCAAAAAAAGAAAGAGGGUGAAGUGAAAUACCCAUAUCAGAGGAAAGAGAUCUGGAGAGAGGACAGCGAUACAAAUUCUCUAAGGUAUCAAGAAAACGAGUUUAGAACUUAUAUACCAAGAAAUAUACAUAAGUCUCAACCCACUAAAUCUCCGAAGUCUACUAGAAGAGAUAUCAAACUGGUGCAACAAAAUUUAAAUGCAGACACCCCUUCGAAAAAUCAAACGCAAGAAUAUUCGAAUAUUGAUUCGACGAAACAUGAACGUGAAGAUGUUGUAACAGAGAACAAUGAGACGUUAGAAGAAUGUAAAUCUGAAUUACCUGGUCAAGUGGAAUCAGCUAAUGGGGAAUUUAAUGAUAAAUAUGAAGGUAGCAAUAAUGUAUUUGAGAUGGAAAUGGAAGAGGUGUCAAUAAUCUUACCGAAAAGUCCUAAGCGAUUAUCAGGUGUCGAGAAUCUUGAACAAAUUACCAAAGAUGUGAAGGAUAUAAUCAAUCCUGACAAAAACGAGCGCCUUGAAAAUGUAGAUCAUAUCGAAUUAUGCACUGGGAAUGAUACAACCGCUAAUUUGCAAAAAAGUAUGUCUUCCGAAGCACUCGCUACUGAUAUUGUGGAAUCAGAACCAAAUGAACCAGAAGCUAACGUGAAGACAGUACCAUAUGAAUCAGAAAGUAAUAUAGAAUCAGUAUCAGCUGAAUAUUUACCGAACAUAAAACCUGCAUCAAUUGAAUCAGCGUCAAUUGAACCAGCAACGGUUGAGUUAGUGUUAACUGAAUCAGUUCCUAAACAGGAACCAGAUUUAACUGAAUCAAUACCCAAAGUGGAACCAGAUUUAACUGAAUCAACACCCAAAGUGGAACCAGUUCUAGCUAAAUUAGUAGCCAAAGUAGAAUCUAUUCCAACAAAAUCAAUACCUAAUGUGGAACCAAUUCCUGCUGAAUUAGUACCUAAAGUGGAAUCAGUUCCAACAGAAUCAACACCUAAUGUGGAACCAGUUUCUCCUAAAUUGAUAUCUGAAGUAGUACCAGUUUCAACUGAAUCAGUAUCUAAAGUAGAAUCAGUUACAGCUGAAUUAGUACCUAAAAUGGAACAAUUUUGUGCUGAUUCAGCAGCAAAAGUAGAAUCAGAUUCUGUUGAAUUACUUCCUAAAGUGGAACCAGAUUCUGUUGAAUUACUUCCUAAAGUGGAACCAGAUUCUACUGAACUACUUCCUAAAAUGGAACCAGAUUCUACCGAACUACUUCCUAAAGUGGAAUCAGAUUCUAUUAAGUUACUUCCUAAAGUGGAACCAGAUUCUGUCGAAUUACGUUCUAAACUGGAACCAGAUUCUGUUGAAUUACUUUCCAAAGUGGAACCAGUUCUUGCUGAAUUAAUACAUAAAUUGGAACAGGUUCCAACUGAAUCAGUAUCUAAAGUGGAACCAGUUCCAACUGAAUCAGUACCUAAACUAGAACAGAUUCCAGUUGUAUCGGUACCAAAAGUGGAGCCAGUUCCUGUCGAAUCAGUACCAGAAGUGGAAUCAGUUCCUGCUGGAUCAAUACCUAAAGUGGAACCAGUGCUUGCCGAAUCAGUACCUAAAGUGGAAACAAUUCCUACUGAAUCAACACUUAAAAUAGAACCAGUUCUAGCUGAAUCAGUAGCUAACAUGGUGUCAGUUGAAAAUGAAAGCAAUAAUGCGUCCAAUGCUUCCGCCACGGUAGAAGCUUCGUGCAAAAAUGAUCAGCAACCACACGGGCAAAUUAGUGAACAGUUUGUAAAGGAUGACUGUGAUAAUGUCAAAGAUGAAAUUGCUAAACAGUCAAGAACACCAUCGAUGAAAGACGAAUUCGUGUCUUCGUUGGAGGCUGAAGCACAUUCUGUGAUAAACACUGAAAAUCAAUUAGUCUGCAGCGACAAGUCAGUUGAAAAACAAACAUUACUUGUAGACGAGAAAGUAGGUAAAAAGGUAGACGAAAACAAUGAAUGCUCUGAUAAGAAAUUGCACGAAAUGAAUUUGGAAAAUACUCAUAACGUUUCGACGGUUAAGAAUAAGAAGGUCGAGGCGAUACAGGAAGCUAGGGUAGAGCUGUAACAUUUUGCAAUAAGAACUGUAUCAAUUAGGUAUAAUGCAAUCGAACGGAUACUACAUCGAUUUUUGAUAUUAGAAACAUUUUCAAUGCUCGCUUCUAUUAUAAAUGGUCCUUCAACGUAGAAUCAGAAAAAGUUUUUAUAGCAACGAAAAUAAGCGUCGUUACAUGAAUUUCUAAGUAGUAGGAAUCAGACUAUCAUUAUCUUUGGAUUACUGUCGUUAGAGUACUAUUUUUAAGGCUGCGAAACGAAGUUUCUGGACUGCGAAAAUUUAUGGAAUCCGAAUGAAAAUAAUUUCGAAAAACAUGAUAAAAUAUUAACAUCUCAAUCUUCAAACUGGUAUAAACUUUCGCACUCUGGAGGUAACAUUUAUCUUGUUAUUUUCUGAGUCUCUAUGGCAGCUUGAAAUAUACAGGGUGAGCCGCGAGAAGCGCUUGUUUUCUUGGUAACAUACUUCUGAAGAGUUGCUUUCGGAAUCACCGUUAAUCAAGUGAUACUAACGGCGCACAAUCAUUUUGAAGUUGUUUGAUUAAUCCUUUGCGGUAUCAGUUUGUUUUUCUUCGAUCUGAGCAAGAGGAAACAUUUUUAUUAAAAUACAUAAUAAACUUAUGUAGAAAGUAUAUUAACGAAUAAUAUUGUUUUCGUUGUAAAGGAUUUAAUGUUUGUUUUGUUUAUUGGUAAUAAUGCAAAAGACUGCAAAGGAUUAGCGCACUGGAAACAAAGGUCAAGGAUUAUAGUGCUUUUACAUACCUUAAUUAGAGAACAGCAAUGCUAUAACUCGUAUUUCUGAUAUUUAAUAUGAAAUUCUAUGACAAUAGAGUACUGACAUCUGUUCAAGUCGCACUCGAAUGAUAUUUUUAUAAUUGGCAAUAGCUAUUUAGCUAUACAUUAGACAUUGAUAUAUGUGUAUAUCUUUUAAGUACCUUGAAAAACGAAACGAACGGUGUACCUUGGACUGUUGUUUCCGAAAACAAUGAUAUAAUAUUAGAAAUAUUAUGAAGUUUAAGGUGGUACACUAUAUUUAUUUGAUCUUGGUCGAGGAGCAAUGUUAUGUCACUUUAUAGUUUAUAUAUACAUAUAUAUAUUUAUUUAGAUCCUUUUGCUAAAAGAUUAUUUAUUGUUCGUUUCCUUUUUUAAUUAUAUGAUAUUUUUGUUAACUUCUUUCUUUAUGUUUUAUUUUUUAUUUACCGCAGAAGGUAACGUUUGGCUGAUGCGUACGAAAAACUGCACCGCUACAGAAUGACUUAGUUUAUAAAUUAUGAAUCUGCUUCUCUACAUAAUCGAACGUGGAAAUGUGAACAAUUAUUAAUGUGGCAGAAAUUUCAGCUAAAGUAAAUCGAUAUUCAUAUCAACG
Messenger RNA from Megalopta genalis, 4818 nucleotides. RefSeq lists its product as uncharacterized. The record is from RefSeq and is a predicted model, not a curated record. Lineage: Eukaryota; Metazoa; Arthropoda; Insecta; Hymenoptera; Halictidae.